Molecule: messenger RNA, 800 nt
Organism: Drosophila persimilis
Lineage: Eukaryota; Metazoa; Arthropoda; Insecta; Diptera; Drosophilidae
Exons: 2
Coding region: 44-754 (236 amino acids)
Source: RefSeq, a predicted model, not a curated record
CACUUCAUAUAAGGCAAAAACACUCACACCAAACAUCAGCAGGAUGCUGCAGCCCCAGGAUGAGACACAUGGGGAUGGAGGCUCCGCCGUAUUGCCACGACCUGAGACUACAUCAGAGGAUCCAAGUGGGGGAUCCCAGAACGGAGCUGAACAGGCGCCGGACAACAGUAUAUCCCAUUACCUGGUCCAGGUCCAGUUAAGCCACAAGCAAAUCAACAAACGCUUUUCGGAACUGCUUAACCUCUUCGAGGGCUACACAAAGAUGAUGGACGGAGAACAGAAACAUCAGGUGGUGGUCUCGAAUCCAUUAAAGCGUGUUCCAAGCCAUGGUACAAAUCAAAACGAGAGACUUUCGGGCGGAUCCGUGUCGGAACGCACCAUUCAGGCGGCCACCUGCGAGGUGAGCAUUCAGACGUCCUGGUCUCUGCUGGAGCAACAGAAGAACGGCCCAAAAUCGGUGGAAGAGGGAGUGUCCGUGGCCACCAAGGAAAAGCCCAGCCAGAUCCAGCAGCAUACCAUCCACAUCGAGGUGGAGUCGGUGGCAUCGGCCACAGACAUGCAACGGGCGCCCCUACACCAGAGGCUCUUGAAAGUCCUGUUGAAUGCCGUGGACGCUUUUAUCGGCUGCCUGUUCAUGAUCGGCGAAAACUUUCCCUACGUGCUGUUUAUUUUGCUGUGCAUUUGGUGCCUCUAUCUGUUGCUGGCCCACUACAGAAAAUUCUUGGACAACGGUGCGAUUGAGCCUCCCAGUUAAAUGAUUUUUUCGCAGCGUUUGAUUAAAUUCAGGAUUGAUUUAUGUA